AUGUCGAAGGCGUGGCUCUUCGUGGCGCUGCUCUGCAGCGCGGCGCUGCUUGCUUCCGCCGCCGUAACACCCGCCGCAACCUCCGCCGGCCCGCGGUGCAAGAACCGCUUCCCGCGCAAGCCGCUUUGCAAGUUCGUGGACGACAUCGCGUCGAACCCGCUCGCGGUGAUUGACGGCACGACGGGCAAGAUGGUGAAGAUCGGCGUGUAUCAGAUAUACCAGAAAUUCCAUCGCGAUCUGCCUGCAACGAAGCAGUACGUGUACGGAAAGGAUGAGAAGACCGCCGCUUACCCGGGUCCGGUCAUCGUCGCCCAGCGUGGCGUCGAAACGAAGGUGUAUUAUGAGAAUCACCUUCUAGACAGGCAGCACAUGUUCACUGUAGACUACACUCUCAUGCCCGGCAUUCCCAAGCCGAAGCUCGGCGGCAUUCCCGUUGUGCCGCAUCGUCACGGCGGUGAGCAGCAAAGCGACAGCGACGGCCACCCACAAGCGUGGUUCACGCAGUUCGGCGAAACGGGCCCCACGUUCAAGUCCCGACUCUACACCUACUCCAACAAACAAAACCCCGCCGCGAUCUGGUACCACGACCACACGCUCGGGUGGACGCGUCUUAACACCGUCGCCGGCAUCGGCGGGCUCUAUGUGAUUAAGGACCCCAAGGGGUAUGAGAAGAAUUUGGGAUGGUUGCCGAGCGGCGCGCGCGAGGUGGCUCUGGCGAUUGCGGAUCGCAUGUUCUUCGCCAACGGUUCGAUCAACUACCCGAAUGUUGGGAACGUGCCGCGCGUGCACCCGAACUGGAACCCCGAGUAUCUGGGCAACACCAUCGUUGUUAACGGCAAGGUGUGGCCGUACAUGCGCGUGCGCCCCGCAAUGUACCGCAUGCGGCUGCUCAACGCCGCGAAUGCGCGCGUGUUCAACCUCAAGUGGGUCUGCGCCGCGCGCGCCGAUUACCCCAACUUCGUUCCGCCCAUCCAGGGUUCCGCGAUGUCCGUCAUCCAGAUCGGCACUGACGGCGGGUAUCUGGUCCGCCCUGUGCGCCGCACCGAGGUGCUUCUGGCCCCCGGCGAGCGCGUCGAUCUCCUCGUCGACUUCUCCCUUGUCCCGUCGGACUGCAAAGACGUGAUUAUAACGAACGACGCGCGCGCCCCCUACCCCGCGGGCCAGCCGGUCACUGCGGAGACGGGCGUGGUGAUGCGCAUCAACAUUUUGAACAAAAAGCGCAUCCCGUCUCCGACCAUUCCCAAGAAGAUCAGCGUAAGCUCACGCUAA
Closterium sp. Naga37s-1 is the source of this 1269-nucleotide messenger RNA. NCBI's taxonomy places the organism in Eukaryota, Viridiplantae, Streptophyta, Zygnematophyceae, Desmidiales, Closteriaceae. The record is from the annotation of a GenBank genome assembly.